Sinocyclocheilus grahami is the source of this 995-nucleotide messenger RNA. RefSeq names its product guanine nucleotide-binding protein G(o) subunit alpha-like. Gene Ontology annotation, cellular component: cytoplasm; heterotrimeric G-protein complex. NCBI's taxonomy places the organism in Eukaryota, Metazoa, Chordata, Actinopteri, Cypriniformes, Cyprinidae. The record is from RefSeq and is a predicted model, not a curated record. Gene Ontology annotation, molecular function: G protein-coupled serotonin receptor binding; GTPase activity; G-protein beta/gamma-subunit complex binding. The transcript has 4 exons. Gene Ontology annotation, biological process: adenylate cyclase-modulating G protein-coupled receptor signaling pathway; G protein-coupled dopamine receptor signaling pathway. Bases 606 to 980 code for a protein of 124 amino acids.
ACACACAGUACUGAUCCCAUACAUCCCCGCUCACACACAAAUAGUUUAACAGCGUUUGCGCUGCGCGAAAUACCGAGAGAAGCGCAUUUAUUCCGCCCGCAGAUAACGGCAUAAAUCUAGCUGUAGGUAACGGUGCGCGAUUCGAAAGCUCGCUGGUGCGCGCGCUCUCUCUCUCCCGCUCCGCUCCUGACGUCAGCGAGAUUGUCUUUGAGAGCGUCGAGCCCAGCAGCAGCGCUCUCUCUCCACACUAACCCUCCAUUGUGCACACGCUAACGAUGCCAGCGCUCGCAGCCGCCGCCCAGUAGAGACCUCCCAGCCCGAGGACCGAGCACCGAGCACCACGACCCCGCUACACAGUCCGAGAGCGCGCGCCAGAGACUUAUGUUCUAGCCCAACGUUGUCUUUUGCUGGAUUUAAUGCUCUAGCUAGCCGACGACAGGGAGAGAGAGAGAGAGCGAGAGAGAGAGAGAGUGUGUGUGUGUGUGUGUGUGAGAGAGAGAGAGAGGGAUAGGGACAGCCUUAGAGAGGGAUAAGGAAGAAACACCGAGGAUAUUUCUCACCCGGACCAUUUUGGAGAUAAAAAAAGAGCCGAGAUUCAUCUAGCCAUGGGAUGUACACUGAGCGCAGAGGAAAGAGCGGCUCUGGACAGGAGCAAAGCCAUCGAGAAAAACCUCAAAGAAGACGGAGUCACUGCUGCUAAAGAUGUGAAAUUGCUCCUGCUAGGGGCUGGGGAAUCUGGGAAAAGUACCAUCGUGAAACAGAUGAAGAUUAUCCACGAGGACGGUUUCUCUGGUGAUGAUGUGAAGCAGUACAAGCCAGUGGUCUUCAGCAACACCAUCCAGUCUCUGGCUGCUAUCGUGCGUGCCAUGGACACACUGGGGCUGGAGUACGGAGACAAGGAGCGUAAAGUUUAUUGUGUUGGGAUGACAAAUGGCAAUGAAGUUGUAAAACUGGAUAUAGCUUUACAUAAAAAAGGUUAAUAAUUAAAAAAUUUU